AUGGCCAAACGCGUGUUGGAUUUGUACACCCUAUAUAAGUUAGUCGUCCAGAGAGGUGGCAUUGUCGCGGUCAUCACCAAGAAGUUGUGGCAAGAGAUCAUCCGAGGUCUGGGCCUACCUCCUUCUAUAACGAGUGCAGCAUUCACAUUACGCACACAAUACGUCAAAUAUUUGUACGCCUACGAGUCGCGGAUGAACCAGUUCAGUACGUUGGACGAACUGAACAUGGCGAUAGCGGGCAACCGGCGCGAAGGCCGGCGAAACAAGUCGCUCAUGUAUUCGGACAUGCCACCGCCACCACCCGGGCACCCGCACCACCAUCACCACAGCCAUCACCAACAAGUGCACGGUGGCCACCCGCACUCAAUGAUGGGCAGUGGUGCCCCGCCGCAGCCGUCGUCACAACAGCAACAACAACAACAACAACAACAGCAGCAGCAGCAUCAGCAGCAGCAACAGCCACCGUCGUCCCAUCACCAUCACCAUUACGCCAACGUGUUGGCCGCCGAAGAUCGGUUUCGUCACCUUGCAGCCGCCAUUAUCGACAAUCACCAUCACGCGGCCGUUGCUGCAGCCGCCGCCGCCGCGGCCGGCGUUGGUGUCGACCACCCCAGACUGCGGAUGCAAUCGUGCAGUCCACCGCAGCAUCAGCAACAACAAUUGCAACUGCAACCAGAAUGCAAGACGUCCGCGGUCGCGUUGCACCAGACGCCCCGAUCACCGGCCACCAUCGGACUUCCACCACCGCCACCCAUGCCACCGUCGUCGCUGUUCAACGGCCACCAGCCGUCGUCGUACCAACAACUCCAUCAACAGCAGCAACAGCAACAUCAGUCCAACGCCGUCCAGUCCACCAACGAGCAGACGAACAAACAGAGAGGUUAG
Molecule: messenger RNA, 885 nt
Organism: Macrosiphum euphorbiae (potato aphid)
Lineage: Eukaryota; Metazoa; Arthropoda; Insecta; Hemiptera; Aphididae
Source: the annotation of a GenBank genome assembly